Messenger RNA from Pogonomyrmex barbatus (red harvester ant), 966 nucleotides. RefSeq lists its product as uncharacterized. The record is from RefSeq and is a predicted model, not a curated record. Lineage: Eukaryota; Metazoa; Arthropoda; Insecta; Hymenoptera; Formicidae.
GAAGUAAUGAUAAACUUAUCCAUAAGACAACUGGUUGAAAUUUCUACGUAACCAAUAUGUAUAGAUAAUUUGUAUUAAUGUUAGGCUCAAGCAAAUAAUAAGUGGCACAUCUAUAAUGUAUCUAACCAAUGUUAUAUAUAAAGUCAAUAAAGAAACUAGUAGAAACCAGUGGAUUUGACGAAAUAAAGAUUUAUAUAAAGAUAAAUAAGUCAUAUAAAGAUAAAAUAUUACUUAAAAGUGACGGAUAAAAUAAGUAUAUUAUUCUGUAGGAAGAUAUUUAGGAAUUCUAUAUUAUUCUAUAGGAAGAUAUUUAGGGGUUCAUUAAUCAAUCUUAUGUUGUAUUCCAAUCUACAAAUAAAAGAAUGGAAGACGAUCAUAUAUAUGGAAAUAAAUUCUCUUUAUGCCAAGACGAAAUUGUAUUGGAGAUAAUGAAUGUGAAUAAUGAAAAUUCUGUAGGAGAUUCUUUAUUAACAGAUUUAGUUAGAGGAUAUCCCUAUGUAUAUAAUAAAUCACCGCCAAAUUUUAAAGAUUCUUUAAUGAAAGAAAAUUCAUGGGAAGAAAUAGCUAAAAUAUUACUUGAUACAGCUACUGAAUGUCAAAAUCGAUGGAUCAGAUUAAGGGAAAGAUUUUCUAAAGAAAGAAGAGAAAUUGAAGCAGAAUUAAAAAAUGGAAGCGGAGUAGCUAAUCGACAAGGUUUUAUUUUAUAUGAAAGUAUGAAAAAAUUUUUGAAUAGUCAUGUGCAGCGAAGAAAAUAAAUUAAGGGUAUUAUUACAUUUGUCGUACGAUAAAUUUUUUAAGCGUGUUGAUUGGCUGCAGGAUAGAGCAAUUCCUCAGUCUUUAGAUACUUUCUAUCCUGCAGCUAAUCAACAUCAAGCUUAAAAAAUUGUCGUACGACAGAUGUAAUAGUACCCUAAAAAUUACAACUACAGUUUAUAAUUUUAAUAAUUUAAAAUAUAAACUUCUGUG